CUCGGAGACGGGGAAGAUAUAAGAGGUGGGAAACCAACAGGUUCGUGCUGGAAGCUGCUGGAGAAUCUACGAGAAAAGACUGAGGGAGAAAGGCAACUUUACUGAAGGAAGAAGUGAUGAAAGGUCGCUGUGGUUCAGCCUAAUCUGCUCAUCUGGGACUGAAUAUGGCAUCAGGUCCGCCGGUCGUGACAGAGAUGGAGGAGCUACGGAGGAGAGCUAAUAGGAUCACGGAUGAGUCUCUGGAGAGCACGCGGCGGAUGCUACAAGAGGUUGAAGAGAGCAAAGACGCUGGGAUCAAAACUGUGGUGCGCUUGUAUGAACAGGGAGAGCAGCUGGAGCGCAUCGAGGAGGGCAUGGACGCCGUGCACAGGGACAUGAGGGAGGCGGAGCAGAACCUGAGCCACAUGGCCCAGUGCUGCGGUCUGUGCGUCUGGCCCAUGAGGAGACUCAAGGCCUUUGAGGAGAGCGGCGCUUACAGGGCCGUUUGGGGCGGGGACUCUGCUCCGGGCGGCGCCGUGUCCAACCAGCCGCCGUCGUCCCGGGUCGUCGACGAGAAGGAGCAGAUGAUUAUGAGUGGAGGAUACGUACGAAGGGUGACUAACGACGCCCGCGAGGACGAGAUGGAGGAGAACCUGGCUCAUAUUGGCAGCAUCAUGGGAAACCUGAAGAGCAUGGCUCUGGACAUGGGCCACGAGAUCGACACGCAGAACGUCCAGAUCGAACGCAUACAGGGAGAGGUGGGUUCACGUAUGAAGAGGGGUAGACGCAGACGCAGCGGAGCCAUGUCAGCCUCAUGGCACGGUGAUGACGAAGAAUGUAGAGGUGCUGAAGCAAAAUCAGGGUUCAGAUCCAAACCGAGGUUCACCUUUAAUGAGGUCAGAGUCCUGUUGGAGGCAGUGAAGAGGAACAGAUACGUCCUCCUCAAGAAGUUUAACCAUGGUGUGUCAGCUGAAACCAAGAAGCAGACCUGGACUGACAUCACAAAUCAGGUCAACAGUCUGGGAGAAAGUCGCAGAGAGGUGCGUCAGAUCAUGAAGAAAUGGGCUGACCUGAAGUGUGAUGGCAAGCGACGCAUUGUGGCCCUGAGGGGCCCCAAUGGCAGCAAUCUGAAGAAGAAGAAGAUGGGUCCUGUGGAGAAGAUGGUUCACAAAAUACUGACAAUGACUCAGAGAGAUGGUGAAAGUGAGGCAGACGUUGGAAAAGAUGACAGUUUCAAUCCAUUCACGAAGAAAAACAAGUUCCCCAACCCUCCCCCUUACUCCUACCUCAGUUUGACAGACAGCUCCCACUCGGGGCCCAGUGGAGCCUCCGCAGACCUCUCCCCUCUGUCCUCGCCAGAGAAGGAACUUGGAGGUGAUGCCUUUCAUUCUUCAUCUGACUUAGACUUCGGAGAAGACGGAGAACGAACCUCGGGCUUUGAUGAAAACGACGACUCCAUGUUCUCCAACCUGGAGCCUUCGUCUCUGGACCCGCUGCCUGAAAACGCCCUGAUGAGGGUCAAGCCAGUUUACACCUACUCUCGGAGCAACAGCCAGAUUUAUAACCAGUCGUCCUCCAGGCCUGCACCCGGAGCCUCGUCCUCCGUGGCCUCCGCCCCCUCUGUUUUUCCUUCUGAUUCCAAUGCUGCUCCCGCUCCCACAAGCUGCAGCUCGACUACCUCAGCCGUCGCUCCCCCCUCUUCCUCCUCGCUCGCCCCUCCUACAUCUAGUGCAGUCUCUGACUCUGCUCCUUCUGCAGCGGUGCCCUCGUCUUCCUCUGGUGCUUCUUCAGCGUCCGCUCCCUCAUCUGCAGUUAACACUCACAGUCCCCCCACCUCCUCCUCUGGCCCCCUUCAUCCCCCCACCUCAGGGUCCAACCUGUCUGACCCUCUGCCAGGUGGGCCAUUCCUCUGCAGGCCCCAGGAUCCCGUGGCCCAGAUGGCCUCUCAGAGCGUCCAGCAGCAGCAGGCCAGCAGGGUGCUCCUCACCUCGGUGUCUCAGUCUCUGGAGAUUUUGGCUCAGUCCGUUCAGCUACUGGUGGAGACCCAGCAGGAGUUUGUGCAGGAGUCUCUGCUGCUGCAAAAAGAGACAGUAGACAUUCUCAAGGAUUUCUCCAACACCGCAUUGACUAUGCUGAGAGACAAAACCAACAGCGGACAUCUGGCCACAAACCAUCAUCCUCGUCCCCCUUCACACUUCUGAAAAAUGGAAAUGAACAAAGAAACGAGGAAAAAGGGGGCAGUAGAUUAAUAGGGGUCAGCAUCAUUUGAAGGCGCUGGGAGCUCAGUUUCAGGCUGAGCUGCUUGUUUAUGUGCCUGCGUCCUCAGUAAUUAGCUUUGAAAAAGGGGAGCAUGAAGGGUUUUUGAACCACUGCACUUGAAAAGUUCUUAACAAAAGUGGUUGAUUAAGAACCCAACCUGUUGGUAGCGUUUAGAAGUACUAACCCCACGUUGGCGGUCCAGAGCCCACUCUGCAUCAGAGUGAGAGCAUUGUUAAUGUAUUCAGUGUCACACCUGAGCUACAGCCUGGGUCCAAUGGGGCUCUCGCUUAGGUUCUGACCGGAACUACUGACACAAGCAAAGAGCACAUGUCUGAUCUCGUCAUGGUUGUAGCCUGUGAUGUAAGAACAUAAGCAAAUUAGAAUAAAGAUAUUUUAACGUUG
Molecule: messenger RNA, 2640 nt
Organism: Betta splendens (Siamese fighting fish)
Lineage: Eukaryota; Metazoa; Chordata; Actinopteri; Anabantiformes; Osphronemidae
Product: synaptosomal-associated protein 25-like
Exons: 13
Coding region: 165-2180 (671 amino acids)
Biological process (GO): exocytosis; synaptic vesicle fusion to presynaptic active zone membrane; synaptic vesicle priming
Cellular component (GO): SNARE complex; nucleus; plasma membrane
Molecular function (GO): voltage-gated potassium channel activity; syntaxin-1 binding; SNAP receptor activity
Source: RefSeq, a predicted model, not a curated record